Linepithema humile (Argentine ant) is the source of this 4891-nucleotide messenger RNA. It is a transcript of the gene CycY, whose product is annotated as cyclin Y. The record is from RefSeq and is a predicted model, not a curated record. NCBI's taxonomy places the organism in Eukaryota, Metazoa, Arthropoda, Insecta, Hymenoptera, Formicidae. Gene Ontology annotation, cellular component: plasma membrane. Gene Ontology annotation, molecular function: protein kinase binding; cyclin-dependent protein serine/threonine kinase activator activity. Gene Ontology annotation, biological process: regulation of canonical Wnt signaling pathway; regulation of cyclin-dependent protein serine/threonine kinase activity.
UCCAUUCUACCAUCAAUGCUAAAAAGCAUGUCUCUAGUCUAUCCAGACUGUUCCAUGUGAUGAGUUGUGCUCUCACGAAUAUAGAGAUAUUGCAUUUUUACCUUGUUCGUAGUCACACACAGUUACGCGUAUUUCUUUUUAUUUAUUGAAAAUAAAAGUACGAAAAGCGAAGAAAGUAUCGACAAAGAUACCCAGUGCCUGCAAUACAUGUUGUUGAAUACAUUUGAUGUUAAGCAGGAAUAUCUAUCUGCAGAGAAUACAAAUGUGAACAUUCUGAUGCGCAUCUUUGCCAGGCAGUGUGCAAUCGUAAUGGAAGCUGGCGGAAGCUCAAGUAGUGGCGAUUUAGCAAGCGCUUGUACAAAGUCGACGGGCGCCUGAGCUACAAGUCGGAUUCAUAGAUGUAUAAUGAGAAUGGGAUUACUGCAAUGUGGCGACGAUGAAUCGCGUUAACAAGUGCGGCCGUGCGCGACCGUACAGUUUAAGUUUUAUUGUAGCGCCGGAAGCAAAAUCGACCGGCGCGAUCGCCCUUCCGAGGCGUUGUCACCGUAUUCUCUGACGAUCGCUAGAACGAACGUCGCUAACAAACUUCUCUUCGCCCUGCAAGGGACGCGACGCGAGAAAAUCGGCUUCUCCGACAUAGGCUCUUUGACAAGCAUCACCGACAUGUGCCAGACGAGCGGACAAGCGAGUCAUCGCAUCGGUAGUCGUGUGCACGGUUCCGUCAGCUGAUCGUUAUUAAACAACGAGAUGUGAGAUCCGUCGCUCGUCUCUUUCUACGUCGUGCCACAACGUACGAUUUCGCGAUUCCGUUUGCCGCGACCUGAUUACCCUCCGCAUACAUUAAGACUGAGAAAGUGUGACCGGAGUGUGUGUGACUCGCGCACGAGGCGGGGGGAGCACUGAACUACGGUGGAAAUUUACAUGGGAACAUGGGGAACAAGAAUAGUUGUUGCGUUUACUCCAGUCCGCAAGCUGGACGCAAGGAAGUUGGGCCUGAGAAUGCCACGCGUAAUCUGGAAGAGCAUCUGCCGGAGGGUGGGAUUAGCGUGAACAAUUUGCAACAUAUCAGUGAACGUGAGCCGGAAGACUGGGACUCUGAUCCGUCACUGCAUCCAUGUGCGGGAACUAUUUUUAUGGAACGUUCAAAGCAAGCUAUAGAGAAUGGCAUGGUGAGAAAGAAGAGCCAGCAUCAAAUAGCAGAUACAAGGCCUUUGAAAAAGAGUAGCAGUUGCAGUACAAUAUAUCUAGAUGACAGUACAGUUUCACAACCUAAUUUGAAGAAUACCGUCAAAUGCGUUGCCUUAGCUGUUUAUUACCAUAUUAAGAAUAGAACUUCACAGCGACAAAUUGAUAUAUUUGAUGAGAAACUACACCCGUUAACGAGAGAUGGUGUUUCAGAUGAUUAUGAUAAACAUAAUCCAGAGCACAAACAAAUAUAUAAGUUUAUAAGAACUUUGUUUAAUGCUGCUCAGCUCACAGCUGAAUGUGCCAUCAUAACUUUGGUUUAUCUUGAACGCCUACUCACUUAUGCAGAGAUAGACAUAACGCCAGCCAACUGGAAACGGAUAGUAUUAGGAGCUAUUUUGUUAGCGUCUAAGGUUUGGGAUGAUCAAGCAGUAUGGAAUGUAGAUUACUGUCAAAUACUGAAAGACAUCACGGUAGAAGAUAUGAAUGAAUUAGAAAGACAAUUCCUGGAGAUGCUGCAAUUCAACAUAAAUGUUCCUUCAAGUGUAUAUGCCAAAUAUUACUUUGACCUUCGUACACUUGCGGAAGCGAACGAAUUAACAUUCCCUAGUGAACCUCUUAGUAAAGAAAAAGCGCAGAAGUUAGAAGCUAUGUCCAGAGUUUACGAAGAUAAAGUUACAGCCGAGGCUCUACGUACUGGUAUUAAAAAGUGGUCCAGCUUGGAUAACGUAUGCAUAGGUGGACCUAGACGUAGCAUCGCUAUUUUAUCUUAAAUAUAUACGGAUAUAGAUGGACGCAUGAUAAACUGUUCAGACUUUAAAUAGAGGUAUGUGGAAUUUUGUAAGAAUAUCAUUGUUACCGAUCGAUUUUAAUCAUUUUGAAAGAAAUUGUUUGAGUCGCCAAAUAUUUGUGUUACACAUUUAUCUUGCGUUAUUAUUUAAUUAUUGUGGAAUAUUUGAUGUAUCAUAUACAUCUCUACAAACUGUUUUUAUACGUUGUUCAAGCUAGAUAUAAAAAUAUCGCAUAUACCGUGUGUGUAUUGCUAUGUACUACAAUGGAAAAUUUUCCAUCGCAGAUUUGGUUUGCAAUAGCAAUCGUGAAUCUAAUCAUCAAGUAAUUUUAAAAUUUAGGCAGUUUUCAAUUUAAUAUUACUUUGCAUACAUUAUAUUUUUGUCGUCUGAAUUAAAAUUUGAGAGACACUCCAAUGUAGAAAGUUCUAAAUUGGCCUUUUCUAAUCAUAAUAACUUCUAAUCGCUUAGAUCAAUCACACUGUGUUUUCUAUCACUAAUUACGGAAAAUUAGAAAUCUUGUUUGUCAGUCAGAUCUUAUUUGUCAAUCAAUAUUGAUAUAUUUCUAUUUCUUGUGCACAAACUAUUGUCUCUUGGGACCUUAUAAUAUGGAUUAUAAUAAAGCAUAUACGAGAAUGAAGUGCAUUUUGAUGAAGUAAAGGGUGAAGAAAAAAAGUUUUAGUCGUAAUUAUCUGUACUGUUUUUAGGAGAGAAAAUAACUUGUGAUAUAUAUAUUAGUCAACUAUUCAUUAUCCAAAGCAUUUUACAUAUUGACUGAAUUUAAUAAGAAUCAAACAUACGGCUGAUUUACUAAUAACAUUCUUUGAGAAGCGAAAACAUAUACAACAUGCUUCAAACUGAAAUCAUCGAUAUUCAUAAAAAUAUAUGCUACAUAAUUUAUCAAAAUACUUCAAUUAGAAAAUUUUGCAAGCCAAAGCUGUAAUGCAUAUUGAAUGCGUAUCUUGGUAUAUAUGUCCAAAUUAUAUUUAAAUGCAUUAAUAUAUCUUUUAUUUGCGUAUUUCGCUGUCGUAUACACAUCGAAAGAUUGUUAUAUGAAAUUGUGGAUAAUUAUUAUGAAUUUAGUAGAUGAAUUAUAUACAUAAACUUUUUUAAGAUAAUAUCCUUACACUAUCUUCUGAUAUAAAUCAAAUAUUGCAUAGCAUAUAUGUAAUAACUUAUAUGAGAAAAAUUGUCGACACUUAAUUGAAUAUUGGACAGAUGACUUAUGUAUUUUGAAUAAUAGUAAAUAUAUAUAUAUAUAUAUACACACACAGCAAGAACACCAUUUAUACGUAAAGUAAGUAUAUAAUAGCGUAAACACACAUUAGCAAAUCAGCCUUUAUAACUUAUUAGGAAUUUAAGGCACAAGAUAAAUUUUAAUUUGAAUAAUAUUGCUUUUAUAUGGCGUUACUUCCAUUAAUUUAUAACUUUAGAUAAUGUGUGAGAUAAGAAUAAGCCAUGAGUGAUAUCAGGGUUGCAUUCUUCUCUUUAUAAAAUUAUAUUCAAUUAGUUGAUAAUUAAAUUUGAUUUGUAAUCAUAACUUUCUCUAUCGGACUCAUUGGAAGAAAAGGUUUGUUCCAAGAUCUCGUUCAUUUUUACUAUUUUUCACAAAUAUUACAAUAUACUGUAUUGUUAUAUAGAUACUUUAUCUGUAUAUAUACACAUAUGUUGGAUAAUUAUUCAUUAAUUUCAUGUGCAUAAUUCAGAGUCACAAAGUGGUCAUAUUUAUAUGGCCAUAAGUAUUGCUAUGUGAAACAUUCAAAUCUAACAGCGAUAUAUGAAUUAUUUCGUGAAACACGUAACGAAAUCUUCCAAAGAUCAUCGAGAUACGCUCACUGGAAAAAAGGAAAAAAUCACUUGUAUCAUACUUGUAUCAUCAUUUCCCAUUACGUGAUCAAGGUCAAAUUGAGUACCAUUAAUGUAAUCGUGUAUCAUACGCCACUAACUGACUUAUGUACGAUAUAAUUUAAAAUAUUUUGUACCCUCCUACCGGUUAUAUAUUAUAUAGAAGUUUAAAAUUAUAUAAGAUAGUCCUAUCGUAUCGACUGGUUACGUCUAUAAGGAUUAAAGUGUAAUCUGAAGUUCCGUUGGAUUUUCAGAAUGUCGUUACGGAAAGAGCAAUUACGAUUUAUUAUUAUUUUUAUAUUUUAUUACGCAAAAGAGGAGAGAGUCAAAGUAUUGUAUUAGAGCGCGAUUGUUAAGUCUGAUGUAUGCGUGAAGAAGCGAAAUACAUUUCUCAGCUUUUAAAUGUAUUGUAUAGUGUACCGAAAUGGUAAGCGUAGUGUAACAUAUCUACAAUUUCUGUCCAGAUUACAGUCUUUUAUUUAGCUAUCCGAUUUAUAAAAGUAUAUUUUUACUGCAUCACGCGAAAUAAAGCAUUAUUACAUACAUGCUGCGGAAGUAUUUAUACAAUGUAAGUGAGCAAUACACCGUGCGAUGCCAAAAUGUUAUUAAAAUUAUAUUGUAUAGACUAUUGCACACGCAGAAAAAGGAAAUGUGUACUGCACUGCAGUUUUUAUUCGUCUUACGCUCCGUUUCUCUGAUAAAACUAAAUCUUUAUAAAUUUUCACACGCAUGACUAUUUUUAUAAAUAGAGAUUCAUUAUGAAGACAAUCUUCGAGUCUUAUUGCGUCCUGUAAAUAAAUUGCCGAAUUAAUGUGAGAUUCAUAACUGUGUAUAUGAUAAAUCGAACUACUUUGUCGGAGUAAUCACUUGACAAAGAGCAAAAAACAUUUUACGCUUGAAGGUGAUGUUUUUGAAAGAUCGCCUUUGAGUCUUCCAUCCUAGCGUCUGCAUAGAAACCUACGAUUCUUCAACUCCGUAUAAUAAGUAUUAUGUUAACAUAUUAUGACCAAUGCUUUUGUAAUAUGAAUUUGUGAUAAAUAGCUAUACUAAUAUAUUAAUAAUUGUUUUGCAUA